AUGUCUGAUCCAUACACCCCUUUUUGGUAUUUAAAACACAAUCCAUCCGAAACUGAGGAGCCUACCUCUACCUCUGUAGCCCCUACAACCAUAUACACACCAAGCGCGACAGAUACACAUACUAUGAUGAAUGACGACGGUUGCACCAUCGACGCAACUGAGCUGUCAACUACGGUAGAGCCUCAAGUUCUGCUGUUUGAGAUUCAAAGGGCUGCCGAAGACGUGUCACAGCUCGUUGGGCGAUUCGGCUACAAGAUGGCCGAAACGCUUAUGUGUCACGAUAUCAAGAAGGCGCUCUUCGAACAUUCCAACUUCAAACAGCUCCGGUUACCGAGCAUGAUCCACAGUGACAGCUUCACCUGUGUGAGCGAAAAGAUCCACCAGAAGCCGAUUCAUCUCGAUGUCGAGGCACCACUACCUGUGGUGGUUAUGGGAUCCGCUAUUGGAGUUCCUAAAGCCGUCACGGAGCAAAGACUGCAAGCUUAACUUCACACCGACUCGUAAAAACAACGAUGCCUUGUCUUAUAAUAUCACCAUCCGGCUCUGGACGAAUACAAAGGGUCCAAACAUCGAGCUAACUGCGACAUAUGGGGGUCAAUUCAAUGAGCGGCGUAUCUUCAAUGCGCCCAUAUCGACAUUCUCAUUCCCAAAGAAAGGAUUCAGGAGCAUAAUUACCCCUGUCUUAGCGGUUGAUCGAACUCAAUACGAAGAUGAAGGCUGCUAUGAGGACAUGUGGGAAUAUCUUAUGCCUCGCCGAGACAGCGUCUGGUGCCGCGCUAUGCGAAUACAUCAGGACGACGAAGAGAAGGUGAUCAGAGCUUUCGCAGGAUCUUGCAGGGCCAGCGAUGAUAGAUUUUCUAUCUUAGAUGCCCAGGAACUACAGUGCCAGAAUCUAGUGCGGCGUUUCCCAUCUGGGGCUAGAGGCUUUUGCGCCCAGAACGGGCUUGUUGGAAAGACGGGUGGACCGUACAGUAAAAGACUGUACUUUGCUCCUGAUAUCAAGGACUGAGAUGCUACUGAAGACGGCGUUGCUUAAAGCGUGGCGCUAAUUACUACGUUUUUGGAUUGGAGAGUUACUAAUCAGUGUAUUGCAUUGUAGAAGUUGAAUGUCGCG
This is a messenger RNA of Exserohilum turcica Et28A, 1114 nucleotides long. RefSeq lists its product as uncharacterized. The coding region runs from base 401 to 1009 and encodes 202 amino acids. The transcript has a single exon. The record is from RefSeq and is a predicted model, not a curated record. Lineage: Eukaryota; Fungi; Ascomycota; Dothideomycetes; Pleosporales; Pleosporaceae.